CGUCGACCACAGUCCUCGAUGCGUGCUUUCUGCGGAGCGUUUAUAGUAAGUCGACCAGGGUCAGUGCUAUGGCUCAUGCAGCUGUUGAACCUCCAAAGUAUAUUGAUGGAUUUCGGAUAAAACAGUUCCUUAAAUAUGAAGAUCUUAUACCCGUUAUUGAAGAGGCUUUAUUGAAUUUUUCUGCCCGUGAGAGCGGUGGGAUUGUCCAGCCCGUGCGCUCUUCGGUGGCUGUAGAAGACCGUGGGUAUGCAUGCAAUAAUUUAUUUGUACUUACUUCAGAAGUUAUUGUUGGUUACGUUUCUGUUUAUAUAAAUGCAUCGACAAUCUUCCAAAAAUCUUUUGUCAAAAAUUUAACACAAAGGAUUCCCGGGGGGACUCGGCAUAGGAAAGGGGUGGGGAUGCUCGUCGUCUCGCUUAGGGGUGUAAAUUUCGGAUUUUGGUCUCACCUAGGGUGUUCUGGGCAAAACGCCACCAAAUUUAGCCGUGAAGGUCUCGUUUAGAGUUGAACGCGAAAAAACAUGAAAAUAUAUAUUUGAUAUGCAUAUUUUUUUGGUCUUUUUUAGGGGUCAAAAAAAGCUUGAGCCACGCCCAAAUCGGUCUCUUAUAGGGAUUUAAUUCAAACUUUCCAAUGAGUAUCCCCACCCCUUUAAAAUGCGGAGUCCCCCCCGGAAAGGAUUUAAAUAAUAAAUGAUCAGCCAUCAGUUGCACACUUAUUAUCUCCACCCCCAGUAAAAAUUUUAUAGGACAGUCCAUUUUUAAGCUGCCUCCGCCCCCACUGAGGGAAGGCAUUUUUCAGUGGGGACUGAAUCGAAUCUGUUGGAAUCUCGAAUUUGGGCUGGAUUUUUCCUUGCAUUGGAGCUGUAGCCUGACAUGCAAAAAUUCCCCCUCCAGUGCCCCUUCACUGAUUUUUUUGGAGGGGAAGGGACGGCUAUACACAGGCUAGGGAGCUGUUGAUAGUCCCUAAUUCCUUUAUCAAUGAUGUGUUAAUUAAGUCAAGUUAUAUUAGUUAAACUGGGCUUCAACUGACCAAAUCCGUAGUUCUAAUGAGAACUAAACUUACUGGGGAACCUCUUAAAAGAACAACAAGUUUCGUUUACUUAACACACAUUUAGCACACUGAGACAAUAGUCUGCAUAAUUUGUAGCAUUGAUUUGUUACUCAUGACCUAGAUAGGCUAGAACUUGAUUUAGAUUACAGACUGUCUGUGAUGCAGGCUAUGAGCGACAUUACUGGUCAGAAAUAUUAUUAUCAUAUCUUUUCCACUUCAGCUUUUUUCUAGUUAUGCCUGCUUAUUCAGCUAAAGACAAUGCUCUUGCUGUGAAACUGGUAACAGUUUUUCCAGAGAAUAGUGAGCAAGGCCAGCUACCAGCAAUUAUGGCAAAUGUCAUGGUGUUUGACUCAAAAAAUGGUUUGCUUAAAGCAGUGAGUUUUUUCUUUCUUUUUUUAUUAACCGAAUUUUGUUCAAUGACGUAGCAAGACCCUUGCUAUUUUUUUCUUCAACUUUAGUGGCCAUUCCAUGAGAUGAUUUUAACCUAUCGUUUUAAUAUGUUAUGUAUUUAUUGGCAAGAUCAUGGAUGGAGUUGUGAUCACAGAUAUGAGGACCGCCGCAGCAUCUGCUGUCGCUACCAAGGUAUAGAUAGACAGACGCAUGUACCUCAGGUAUCUGAUUGAACAUCAGCUUUGUAACAAAUGUGUUUUAAACUCUCCCUGCUCAUGGGAGUCUCCUGUCUUUUGUGCAUCAAAAGCUUACAAAAUCUCUAGGUUUAAGUUGACUCUUUUAAUGCUUUGCUUUUUCAAAGUUUUCCAAAAUCUCACUGAAUGCAAUUAUUAUUAUUAUUAUUAUUAUUAUUAUUAUUAUUAUUAUUAUUAUUAAUGAUAAUAAACUUAUCCACAUUAUUAGAAUCAGAGGGGCGGAUCCAGGAUUUUUUUUAGGAGGGGGUGCACUCGUCUCUUGCUCUACUUCAACACCAAUAAACAACAUAGUUUUUUUGCAGAAUACCAGUUGUAUUAGAAAACCGAUGGUCAUCUCAGGAGGGGGGGUGCACACCCCCUGCACCCUCCCCUAGAUCCCCCCCUGAAUCAGUGCAUUGACAUUUAUGGUAUCCACUGGGACUUUUGACUUAAUUUUUUUAUAACUCUAUGUGAUUUCUUGGAACUUUGAAUUGGGAAGGGGUUUUGCUGGAGUUUUGUUUUGAUAUUGACGUUUUCUUUUUAUUAAUAUUUUACUGAUGUUUUGUGGGCAGCUUUUUUUAAGAUUUUAAUAAAGUAUAUUGAUUAUUAUUAUUAUUAUUAUUAUUAUUAUUAUUAUUAUUAUUACUAUUGUUGUUGUUGUUGUUGUGUUGUUGUUGUUGUUAUAGUACAGUUUUUCAGGGGCAGUAUUUUCAUAUGUCACCAGUCAGCCCUUUAAAAUAAUUUGGGGCUGUCGAGAACUUGAAAUCAUGUGGAAUCGUCAUAGAUAGUGUGACUAAUAUUGGUUGGUAGGGUGGGCUUACAAAGGGGUAGGAAAACUGUUAUUUAACUCAUUAAUGAUAGUCAAUUCAAUAAAUGCUAGUAUGAUAUGCUCCACAUUUAUGUUUCAUUUUUUUUCUAAAUUAUAGUACCUUGCUGCAAAGGAUGCUAAAGUGUUGUGUAUUUUAGGGUCUGGGGCCCAGGCCAGAAGUCAUGCCCAGGCGCUUAAGCUUGUCAGACCCUUCUCUGAGGUACAUGCUAAGUUGACACUCUCUCUGAAUAGUGAGGCUGGACACGUUUUAGGUUGAAAACAUAGAGGAUUAUUAUAUCGCUGCAUGGGGAUUUGAAAUUUCUCUUUGAGUUUUGAAAAAUAUUACACUUGUUCACUGCCCUCACCCAUGAACUAUUAUUGAAUACAAGGAGAGAAAUUUUGUAUGUCCAAGUGGCCAUGUAAUGUUCUAUUUAUAUUAUCUAAAGACCAACGAAAAUAUCAAAUCAUUUCAGUAAUUAAUUGAUAUUUUCUUCUACCAGCAUGUCAAUCAUUGUUGUAAAAAGUGAAAAAAAAAAUUAUACUAUUUUAGUUAAAUAUGGCUAUUCCAGACAAAAUCUUACUUUGCCCAUAGAUAUAAAAAUUAUCAAAGUUUUAGCAAAGCCAAGUAAAAUAGGCCAUAUAUGCUUUGGCCGGUAGAAAAUCAGUCCUCUAUAGUCUCUUUGUAUAAAACCAUGACUGAAUUAGGCUUUUAAGAUUGCCAUUGACUUUAUAUUCUUUCAAGGUUAGAGUAUGGAGUAGAACAUUUGCCAAUGCACAAAAGUUUGCAAAUGAAAUUGGUGCAAAAGCUUGUUCAACAGUGGAGGAGGCAGCGUCAGGUGCUGAUGUCAUUGUGACUGCUACCAUGGCAACCACUCCCAUUCUUUGUGGAAAAUGGGUCAAACCUGGAGCUUUGAUCGACGGUGAGCCUAAUUUGAGAUUGAUCACCAUCUUAAUACUAUGUUUUUCUUGCUCGGCUGAGCUUGCAAAAGAGGCAAGAAAUGAUCGAAGUUCUCUCGCACCGAAUGGAAACUGGGAACGAGUUACAUUUUAAGGUGUCAAUUUUUGUGUUCAAGUGAUCGAGUUUUUGUUCCUUGUCGUACAGUGCAACAGUUUUUCCCACCUUCUUGCCCUUUGAUAGUUAAAAAAAAACGUAUGUGUUAGUUUGACAUUAAUGUAUCAGGUAGGUUCAGAAAGGUUUUCUUUUUCUUUUUUUUUUUUCCUUCGUCUGUUAAAAAUAUAAUUAGCAUUAUUUUUGUGAUAGUUGUGAUUAAAGAGCUUUUGCAAGGUCACGUGGCUGACCAAAGGCAUUCAGUGUGUGAGAACAAAAUAAUAUAGAUCACUUGAGAAGGUUUUGAGGGAUUGAUCUCUCUUUAAAUGCUCUUGCAUCGUAUUCGCUAAGGAAUUUAAGACAUGAAAGGUAGCUUAACUGGGCGUAGUUAUUUCAUGCUACAGAAAANUUUUUUUUUUUCCUUCGUCUGUUAAAAAUAUAAUUAGCAUUAUUUUUGUGAUAGUUGUGAUUAAAGAGCUUUUGCAAGGUCACGUGGCUGACCAAAGGCAUUCAGUGUGUGAGAACAAAAUAAUAUAGAUCACUUGAGAAGGUUUUGAGGGAUUGAUCUCUCUUUAAAUGCUCUUGCAUCGUAUUCGCUAAGGAAUUUAAGACAUGAAAGGUAGCUUAACUGGGCGUAGUUAUUUCAUGCUACAGAAAAAACGUCUUGUCAUGCAUCUUAAAGGCCUGUUUCCAUGGGUGAUUUUUUGCGCAACUUUAACUCCAGUUUUUAUACCAUCUUGAGUGUUAUUUCUUAAACUAUCGGCAAUCGUUUUUCUUCAUCUUGGCGAUUUGUCCUUGCGAGAUCACCUUUUAGUGUUACCAACCUGCUCAAAUUGUGAUGAGUAGCCAAAAAAUCCCACCUUGGAUCUUGUGGCAGAUAAGUGUUUCAGUCCAUCAGACCUGCUUUAGUGUAACCCUAGCCCGCCUCGCAGACGGAAUCCAACUCCGGUAAGUAACGUCUGCCAAGCAGCGCAGAUAUCAUUGUUCUGGGCCCCCAACGGACUCAACGAAUUACCGGAAAUGCGUUUCGAAUUUCCCUUCAAGCUGAUUGGCAAAUUGACGAUAGCUUUUUUAACAGGCCAAUCAUGGCACGUACUCAAAUCCUGGUACAUAGGUUGGGGGACCAGAUCAAGGAUUUCGGCGCUGUUUCGCAGACGGGUUUAACAGAAGUUAACUUCCGUCUGUGGCGUAGGCUAUGUAACCCUUGCAUCGUAGAGAUUGCAAAAAUAGCUAUGUAAUUGCCAGAAAAUCGCCAGAAAUCCUCUCUCCUGCUCAGCCCACGUGAAAAAGGGGGAGAGAAUAAUUGCCUCGAUCGCCGUUAAAGUAAUACCUUUUUGUUUAACCGAUUAUGAACGGGCUUGCUAGGAUUCAACAAGUAAGACUCCGUUAAUACGGAGAAAACUUGUCUCGAGUAAAAGGGUCACUCGGCGCCGCAGUUGUCCCUUUCGUAAACAGUCGCUGCCAUUUUUAAGACACAAAUUUUGCCGAACCUGUUAUUGAGAGUGUUUCUAUUAAGAGAAAGAAAAUACAAUCCACCCUGGGGUUGAACCUGGACCUUUCGUAUCCUAAUCUUUCUCCCAUACUACUACGCCGACCCACCAAAAUUCCGAAGAAUUUAAGUACAUACACAAGCAAACUGUCUUUAUCGCAUCAAUAACAAGUGACCCUAGUCCUUUUCAUAACUUUUAACGGAAAUUCAACCUGGGCUUCACGUCGCCUGUCUUCAUAAGACUAUUCAAAACGUAUUAUUUGCCUCAUUGUAAUUUGAUCCUAGGAAUAUACUACAUCUAUCGUCACUAAAUGCUUGGUUACCAAUCGUGGUAUCGACCGUUUACGAAAGGGAAAUAAGCAUCGUCGCCUACCCGAGCUUCUCUGGGUAAGGCAACUUUUGCUUGGCGAACCGUUUACAGGUGAAACAAAAUGUUGGCUCGGCUAGAAAGGUGAACCCCUAGUCGGGCAAAGUUUUCUCCAUGAUUAUAAACACUUUGGCUCAUGUAACCGGGUCUACUGGGUCAAGGAGAGACAAUCAGUCAGUUAAUCAGUCAGGACGGGAGAGGAAAGAAGACGGCAUACCAUCACAGGAAAAAAUAACGGAUUCCCAUUUUUGGAUAUUUUAGGGUAUUUAAAGAAUACCCACAAAAAUCCCAAAUUUGGAAGAGUGAGACAAGUCCCAAUCAGGGAACUUGGUUGGGAAUUCCCUGGUUGUUUUAACCUAUCGUUUUAAUAUGUUAUGUAUUUAUUGGCAAGAUCAUGGAUGGAGUUGUGAUCACAGAUAUGAGGACCGCCGCAGCAUCUGCUGUCGCUACCAAGGUAUAGAUAGACAGACGCAUGUACCUCGGGUAUCUGAUUGAACAUCAGCUUUGUAGCAAAUGUGUUUUAAACUCUCCCUGCUCAUGGGAGUCUCCUGUCUUUUGUGCAUGGCUUACAAAAUUUCUAGGUUUAAGUUGACUUUUUUAACGCUUUGCUUUUUCAAAGUUUUCCAAAAUCUCACUGAAUGUAUUUUAUUAUUAUUAUUAUUAUUAUUAUUAAUAAACUUAUCCAUAUUAUUAGAAUCAGUGUGUUGACAUUUAUGGUAUCCACUGGGACUUUUGACUUGAUUUUUUUAUAACUCUAUGUGAUUUCUUGGAAUUUUGAAUUGGGAAGGGGUUUUGCUGGAGUUUUGUUUUGAUAUUGAUGUUUUCUUUUCAUGAAUAUUUUACUGAUGUUUUGUGGGCAGCUUUUUUUAAGAUUUUAAUAAAGUAUAUUGAUUAUUAUUAUUAUUAUUGUUGUUGUUGUUGUUGUUGUUGUUGUUGUUGUUAUUAUAGUACAGUUUUUCAGGGGCAGCAUUUUCAUAUGUCACCAAUCAGCCCUUCAAAAUAAUUCGGGGCUGUCGAGAACUUGAAAUCAUGUGGAAUCGUCAUAGAUAGUGCACAUGACUAAUAUUGGUUGGUAGGGUGGGCUUACAAAGGGGUAGGGAAACUGUUAUUUAACUCAUUAAUGAUAGUCAAUUCAAUUAAUGCUAGUAUGAUAUGCUCCACAUUUAUGUUUCAUUUUUUUUCUAAAUUAUAGUACCUUGCUGCAAAGGAUGCUAAAGUGUUGUGUAUUUUAGGGUCUGGGGCCCAGGCCAGAAGUCAUGCUCAGGCCCUUAAGCUUGUCAGACCUUUCUCUGAGGUACGUGCUAAGUUGACACUCUCUCUGAAUAGUGAGGCUGGACAUAUUUUAGGUUGAAAACAUAGGGGAUUAUUAUAUGGCUGCAUGGGGAUUUGAAAUUUCUCUUUGAGUUUUGAAAAAUAUUUCACUUGUUCACUGCCCUCACCCAUGAACUAUCAAUGAAUACAAGUAGAGAAAUUUUGUAUGUCCAAGUGGCCAUGUAAUGUUCUAUUUAUAUUAUAUAUAGACCAAUGAAAAUAUCAAAUCAUUUCAGUAAUUAAUUGAUAUUUUCUUCUACCAGCAUGGCAAUUAUUGUUUUAAAAAGUAAAAAAAUAUUAUAAUAUUUUAGUUAAAUAUAGUUAUUCCAGACAAAUCUUACUUUGCCCAUACAUAUAAAAAUUAUCAGAAUUUUAGCAAAGCCAAGUAAAAUAAGUUAUAUAUGCUUUGGCCAUUAGAAAUCAGUCCUCUAGACUCCCUAUAUAAAGCCAUGACUGAAUUAGGCUUUUAAGAUUGCCAUUGACUUUAUAUAUCUUUGAAGGUUAGAGUAUGGAGUAGAACUUUUGCCAAUGCACAAAAGUUUGCUAAUGAAAUUGGUGCAAAGGCUUGUUCAACAGUGGAGGAUGCAGUGUCAGGUGCUGAUGUCAUUGUGACUGCUACCAUGGCAACCACUCCCAUUCUGUGUGGAAAAUGGGUCAAACCUGGAGCUUUGAUCGACGGUGAGCCUAUUUUGAGAUUUAUCACCAUCUUAAAAUUAUGUUUUUCUUGCUUGGCUGAGCUUGCAAAAGAGGCAAGAAAUGAUCGAAGUUCCUCUCACACCAAAUGGAACCGGGGAACGAGUUACAUUUUUGUUCUUAUUAGGUGAUCAAGUUUUUGUUUCUUGCUGUACAGCUAUGUGCAACAGCUUUUCUCGCCUUCUUGCCUUUUUGACAGUUCAAAAAAAAGUUUGUGUUAGUUUGACAGCAGUGUAUCAGGUAGGUUCAGGAAGGUUUCUUUUUUCUUUUUUUCUUCUUUUUUUUUCCUUCAUCUUUUGAAAAUAUUUUGUGAUGGAUGUGAUUAAAGUGCUGUUGCGUUGUUCUGUGGCCGACAAAUGCCAUUCAGUGUGUAGAGAACAAACUAAUAUAGACCACUUGAGAACUUUUGAGACAUUUAAAUGCCCUUACAUCGUAUUCGCUAAGGAGUUUUAGACAUGAAAGGUAGCUUAACUGAGCGUAGUUAUUUCAUGUUACAGAAAAAAACGUCUUGUCAUGCAUCUUAAAGGCCUGUUUCCAUGGGUGAUUUUUAGCGCAACUUGCGAGAUCACCGUUCGGUGUUUCGAACCUGCUCAAAUUGUGAUGAGUAGCCACAAAAUCCUACCUUGGAUCUUGUGGCAGAUAAAUGUUUCAGUCGAUCAGACCUGCUUUAGUGUAACCCUAGCCUGCGUCGCAGACGGAAUCUAACUCCGGUUAGUAACGUCUGCAAAGCAACGCAGAUAUCCUUGUUCUGGGUCCCCAACGGACUCAACGAAUUACCGGAAAUGCGUUUCGAAUUUCCCUUCAAACUGAUUGGCAAAUUGACAGUGGUUUUUUAACUGAGUACUCAAACCCUCGUACACAGAUGGGGGGACUAGAACAAGGAUUUUGGCGCUGUUUCGCAGAAGGGCUUAACAGAAGUUAAUUUCCGUCUGUGGUUCAGGCUGUGUAACCCUUGCAUCGUAGAGAUUGCAAAAAUAGCAAUGUAAUUACCAGGAAAUCGCAAUCAAUCCUCUCUGCUGCUCAGCCCACAGGAAAAAAGAGGAGAGAAUAAUUUCCUCGAUCGCCGUUAAAGUAAUACCUUUUUGUUUAACCGAUUGUGAACGGGCUUGCUAGGAUUCAACAAGUAAGGCCCCAUUAAUACGGAGAAAACUUGUCUCGGGUAAAAGGGUCACUCCGCGCUGCAGUUGUCCCUUUCGUAAACGGUCGCUGCCAUUUUUAAGACACUUAGAAAAAUUUUGCCCGGACCUGUUAUUGACAGUGUUUCUAGUAAGAGAAAGAAAAUACAAUCCACCCUGGGUUGUACCCGGACCUUUCGUAUCCUAAUCAGCCUAAUCUCUCUCCCAUACUACCACGCCGACCCACCAGAAUUCCGAAGAAUUUAAGUACAUACACAAGCAAACUGUCUUUAUUGCAUCAAUAACAAGUGACCCUAGCCCUUUUCAUAACUUUUAACGGAAAUUUAACUUGGGCUUCACGUCGCUCGUUAUAAGACUAUUCAAAACGUAUUAUUUGCCUCAUUGUAAUUUAAUCCUGCGAAUAUACUACACCUAUCGUCACUAAAUGCUUGGUUACCAAUUGUGGCAUCGACCGUUUACGAAAGGGAAAUAGGCAUCGGCGCCUACCCGAGCUACUCUGGCCAAGGCUACUUUUGCUUGGCGAACCGUUUACACCUGAAACAAAAUGUUGGCUCGGCUAGAAAGGUGAACCCGUAGCUGGGCAAAGUUUUCUCCAUGAUUAUAAACACUUCGGCUCUUGUAACCGGGUCUACUCGGUCAAGGACAGACAGUCAGUCAAUCAGUCAGUCAUUGUUUAAGGUUAUUAGGGCCAUUUAUACGAGGAAAAAUAAGACGCGUCUUACAUAAGACGCGAACUUUCUGUAUAAACGGCACAUUUCGUCUAAAAUAAGACGCGGCUUAGCUAAGACGCGUCUUAUAAGAUAAGACAUGCUCGUAUAAAUGGUAUAGUUCGCGUCUUAUUUAAGACGCGUCUUAUGUAAGACGCGUCUUAUUUUUCCUCGUAUAAAUCGCCCUAUUGUGAGCUUAUGUAACAGGACGGGAGAGGAAAGAAGACGGUAAACCUUGUGUGACAAGCGUGACAGUACUGAAUUUUAUUUGAAAAAAAAAACUUUCUGCCAAACCUCACCCUCCUUUAAACAGAUCUUUUUGUCAAAGACCAAAAAACAUAAAUUUAAGUGAAGAUCACGAAAGAACACAUACUUAGUACUAAGUAGCCCUGUCACGUUUGUCAGACACAAACGUUUUGCCGUCCUGUAGCGUUAAACACACUAGGGAGCUUUAGCAUCGACGACGGCAACGACAGCGAAAACGUCAGUGUUAAAAUGAAUUCCCGUUUUUUCAAUCUUUGUCGCGUUUAUUCCAAUUUGCUGAAAAUGGCAAGUGUAGGCGAAUUUUCCUUGAGUUGAUUUCUUGAGGACCGCACUCAAGUUUAGAGAGAGAAAAAGAGAUUCCUUGUCGCUUGUUUACGUCUUCCAUAAAACAUGCAAUUAGGCAUUUUCACGUCCUAGUCGUGCAAGGACGGUAAAGAAAUGUAUAAAAAAGCGUGAUGCACGUGCAAAGUUGUUGUUUUGCGUAAUAAACUUAUUGCUUUUUUGACGUCCUCGUUGCCGUCUCCGUCGUCGUUGCUAAAGCUCCCUAGUAUUAACGGGGCUGGGAAGGUGACCCUUUUUCCCAGAACAACUUCUCUCCACUAAAAACCUACUUAUUAUAACACUAUAGAAAAUGAUAUUAAAGAAUCUAAUUCUCUCCACUUAUUCAAAACGAAAUUGAAAAAAAAAAAUUAUAUAUGAAUUAUUAGUUAUAAAUCUUGUAGUAAAUAGUUAUAUUUCUUCCAUGUCUGAUAUUAUUUUUAUACUUAUUGUUACUUGUACCAUACAUAAUUAGUUAAUUUAUACUUACCUUCAUUGUAUUUUGCUUUCGAUCCUGGCCUUACCGUUACUGUUAACAAAUAAAAAUGAGACUCCCUCGGGUUGCAGAUAUUCGGAGUACCAAAGAAAAACCCGAAGGAGCGGUGAAAGUAAACGAAAACACAUUGACAGAACAAAAUAGCAAUAAACAUAAAUGUGGUAAAUCAAAUAAAGUUACAAAGUUACAAAAACGUGGUCGCAGUGACUACAUGCAAGAUUGCACCAUUUCCUUACACUUUGAUGUUGCAGCUGUUGGUGCACCUCGUCCAACAUGGAGAGAGCUUGAUGAUGAGCUUAUGCAGAAUAGUUUUAUUGUAGCAGACAGCAUUGAAGCAGCGCUGAAAGAAGCUGGGGACGUGAUUCUCUCUAAGGUCAGUGGUAAAGAAGUCUGUAAUAAAAUACUGGAGGUGAACGCCGCUUAGAACUUCAUUACGAUUAUUGCAUCUCGUUCAAUUUGCCAAAUACAGGCGAAUUUUUCUCGAGUUGAGUUCUUAACAACCGUAUCCAAGUGCAGAAAGCGAAAAACAAAAUCGUCGUUUUGUGUUUACUUUCUCCAUAAAAAGUGAAAUUAAGCAUUUUUACGCCGUAGUCGUGCAGUGACGGCAACGAAAAGUAGCAACAAGUCUGUUGCACUAGCCCGGAGCAAACUCUCUGGGGGACGGCUAUGGGGGGGGAGGGGGGCAGAGAGCUUGGGCUCCCCCGCCCCCAGAGCCCCAGAGAGAGCUUGUUUGAAGGCUUGUGAUGCCCCACGUGUGCCCUCGUGUUUGAGUUCUGAUAGAGAGCCCAGAUAUGAAUGGACUCACAUCACAAUACUUGCAUAAAAAUGAUUCAGGCUUGGCUCGCAGCGUUUUGCCGCUCGUGCCAAACUAUCACCUCUUUGCUACCGACUCUCCAACAAGAACGCCUUCCAGUAGGCUAUGAUAGUAUACCCUGAAGACAGCUUUCGUAAUUUCCAAAAAUUGAAAUUUAAGAAAGAGUGCAAAUUAUUUUAAUUUCAUAAAACGCUGAAAAGUAGCCUGUGUAGCUUUUGUUUGUGAGCGCGCAAAUGAGCGGCAAAGCUUCUUGCUGGUUUCCGCUCUCGUCGCCAACAAAACCGCUAGCUAUUACACAGGCUACUGAAAGGCAAAUAAUAACACAGAAAGUACAAGGAGGGCUAACUCUAACAUUAAAGCUUUGGGCAGGUAUUUUGGGUUGCUUUUCUUCCAUUAAGCAAAUCUGUGGCAAUGAUGAUUAGUAUACAUGAUAAUCAUCAUUAUUGUUUAAGCUAUUUUUGAUCAUGUAAUGAUCAGAUGCCAGAAUUAUUAUAUAUAAUAAUCUUUCUUCUUUUCUCUGCAUUUUAAAGUCGUCAGUGUCAGGAGAAAUUGGUGAUGUGAUUUCAGGAAAGCUCUCUGUUCCUGAAGGAAAAACAAAGAUUUUUAAGUCGUUAGGUAAGUGACUGUGAAACUAAGUGGAACUGUAAUCCGCUAUGCUUACAUUGAGGGCCGAUAGUCUCAAUGUGUGCUUAUUCCUCAUCCUGUAGAUUCUUCAUUAAUUUAAAGUGAUCAGUCGUCAACCUUUGCUCUUGCAGGAAUGGCAGUUGAAGACGUUGUAACUUCUAAGUUAAUUCUCAGCAAACUUGAAGAAACUAAAGCACCCAAACCAGGACUUUAG
Molecule: messenger RNA, 11960 nt
Organism: Porites evermanni
Lineage: Eukaryota; Metazoa; Cnidaria; Anthozoa; Scleractinia; Poritidae
Source: the annotation of a GenBank genome assembly